AUGGUUGAAGAAACACUCGCCUCGGCAGUCGCAGUGCCUGAACAGGUCACCGUGCGCCAGUCACCUGAAACUCAUACCAAGCGACGGCAAUCGUCAGUCUCGGAAUAUGAUAGUAAGCGCCGGCGACUUAGCUCUCAAGCCAACAUCUCUCCGCAGUCAGAGAGACGGCGUCCCUCUUCCCCACCGGCUUCGACGAGGGAAUCUGAAGAGAGACCGUCCAGACCACGUGGAAACCGCGACGAAGAUCGCAAACGUGGUCAACGGCUAUUUGGUGGGCUGCUGGGCACCCUCUCCCAGAAGCCGAGCAAUGCGGCACAGAGACGCCGCGCCGAUAUUGAGAAGAAGCAACAAGACAAGUUGAAGACACAAGAUGCGCAAUAUGGCGAGUUGAAGAAGCGAAGGAAAGAGGAGCGUGAAGAAAUCCGCAGGAGGGAAGUGCCGAUGUAUGAGCGGGAGGCAAUGCACACAAGACACUCAAAUCUGAUUGCGAUGGCGUAUUUCCACAAGACUCGGGCUGAACCGGCUUUGUAUUAUAAACCAUGGCAGCCAAGACCUGGUGACGAGUCAGUGAUCAAAGAGCAGAUUGAAAAGGCAGAAGCUCUAGUGGCCCAGGAAGUCGCUGAGUUUGAAGCCAAAUACCCACCAGAGGCCUUCGCCCCUAAAUUACCAACUCCCGAGUCGCAGCCAAAGCUCGAAAAGCCAACAGAACAGCAGCAACCAGAUACCCAAGCAGAAGAACCGUUGGUUCAAGCAGAUUCCGCAGAUACAGGAUCUCAGGGGCAAGUGCUGAGUGCUCCGGACAUAGUGUCUCAGGAAACUAAUGAAGGAGCCUCUAAAGUUCAACAGGAUGAGACGCCUGCUAAGGUGGAUGAAAGCGUUCUUGAACAGCAUGAAUUACAUAACGACGACGGAGGUGAGGUUGUUGAGGAUAACGAGGAUACUGUGAUUUAUUAA
Penicillium brevicompactum is the source of this 954-nucleotide messenger RNA. RefSeq names its product pinin family protein. The coding region runs from base 1 to 954 and encodes 317 amino acids. Gene Ontology annotation, cellular component: catalytic step 2 spliceosome. NCBI's taxonomy places the organism in Eukaryota, Fungi, Ascomycota, Eurotiomycetes, Eurotiales, Aspergillaceae. The record is from RefSeq and is a predicted model, not a curated record. The transcript has 4 exons.